Paramisgurnus dabryanus is the source of this 3108-nucleotide messenger RNA. RefSeq names its product GTPase IMAP family member 8. The record is from RefSeq and is a predicted model, not a curated record. Gene Ontology annotation, molecular function: GTP binding. Lineage: Eukaryota; Metazoa; Chordata; Actinopteri; Cypriniformes; Cobitidae.
UUUGUUAUAGGCUACUGGUAAUGCUGGACAAUUCAUCCGUAUAUGUCUCUAAAAAUACGUUAUUACCUUCAUUAAACUUUUGUUUUAACUACAACUUUAGCAGCUGAUAAAGAACUGAAGAUGGAGACUCUUGGAUCGUGUGACUCAGAUCACAUAAGGAUUGUACUUUUGGGUCCGAAGAAUGCCGGGAAAAGUUCAGCAGCAAACACUAUCCUGGGGAAAAAGGAGUUUGACUUAAAAUCAACUUUACAAAGUGUGGAGAAAUCUGCUCAGAUAUCGGACAGUAAACUCACAGUGGUCGAUACGCCUGGCUGGUGGGGACCUUUAUCUUAUGAUGAAAACACCGAACUGUACAAGCAAGAAAUACUCUUGAGCUUUACUCGAUGUGCACCCCAUGUCUUGCUCCUGGUUUUAAAUGUGGAAACACCAUUUAAACAAAAAGAAAAAAAUGUUCUUUGUGAAAAUAUGAAAAGUUUUGGUGAGGAUGUAUGGAGGCAUACAAUAGUGUUGUUCACUUGUAUGGAUGGACCUAGAGCUGAACAGUUUAUAAAAAGUGAAAGUAAAACUAUCCAGUGGCUCCUAAAGAAAUGUGAGAGCAGGUAUCAUAUUCUUAAUAUUAAAAACCGAGAUGAUGGAUCUCAGAUCACAGAACUGCUUAACAAAAUACAGAACAUAGUGAAAGAAAACAAUGGAGGACAUUAUGAAAUAGCCAAAGAGACUUUGCAAUGUUUGGAAGAGAAGAGGAGAACACAGGAGAAAAAAGCAGAAGAAAGAAGAAUAAGAAGUGUGAACAAACCAGUUGAAAAUAAACAUCACCUGUCAGAGUUGAGGAUUGUGCUCCUGGGGUACAAUGGAGCAGGAAAGAGUUCAACCGGAAACACCAUCCUGGGCAAAUCUGCAUUUGAUUUAAAACGAUCCAUUACAUCUGUCAAAAAAGAUGGAGAAGUGUCAGGAAGACGCAUCACUGUAGUCGAUACUCCAGGAAGAAGGAGAAAUUUCUGUUCAAAAUACUCGCCCAGGCUCUAUAAAGAUGAAAUCGUAUUGAGUUCCUCACUUUGUCCUCCAGGACCUCAUGUCUUUCUGCUGGUCAUACGAGUGGAUGUCGCAUUCACCGAAGUGUACAGACAAGCAGUGGAAGAACAUGCUGCUUGUCACGGUCACGAAAUCUGGAAACACAUGAUCGUUCUCUUUACAUUUGGUGACUGGCUGGGGGAAACAAGCAUUGAGCAGUUUAUUGAGAGUGAAGGAGAAGCUCUUCAGUGGAUAAUAGAGAAAUGUGGGAACAGGUAUCAUGUCUUCAACAAUCAGAAUAAAGAUGAUGCCAAUGGAGUGACCAAGCUUUUUGGGAAAAUAGAAGAGAUGAUUGCAGGAGCCAAAGGAGAAAUAUAUGAGAUAAACAAUCAAAACGUAGACAAUGUGAAACAAAGAAGAAGAAAAGUAGAAGAAAAAGCAAAACAGAUGAAGGACGAAAUGCAAAAAAGAAAUGCAGUCAGACAUUUAAUGUCAGAUACAGAACAUUUCGACAUGGGAAUGGUGUUGUUCGGGCCAUACUGUUCUGGCAAGAUUUCAACAGGCAACAUCAUUUUGGGUAGAGAGGCGUUUUUGAGAUCAGGACGGAAUGUGAAAGAAAACGGGGAAAAUGCUGGAAGGAAACUCACCGUUGCUUAUACACAAGGUUUUAAGAAAGAUUCCCCUUUUUACAAGACAAUUCAAGAUACUAAACUCAACCUCUUGAGAAGUGUUAUGGAUUGCUCCAUUACACACGCAUUAAUUUUAACCCUGUGUGUCGACUGUUCGUUUUCUGAGGAAGACAAGAGCGCCAUAGAGAAAAUCAUGGAGCCUCUCGGUGAAAGAGUCUGGAGUUAUACUCUGGUCCUCUUCACUGAUAGAGAUCAACUGGGAGACACUCCAAUAGAGUUAUUCAUUGCAAGUGAAGGUGAUGCUCUCCUGUGGCUCAUUGAGAAAUGUGGAAACAGGUAUCAUGUCCUUAACAUCAAGAACAGGUGUGAUGAUGGGUCACAGGUCACCAAACUGCUGGAGAAGAUAGAGGAGAUGAUGACAGUGAACGGAGGACGUCAUUAUGAAAUAGACAAAGAGAGUUUAGAGAAGGAAGAAAGACAAAUCUCUGUAUCCAUCAGAAAAACACAGAGUAUGGAUGAUCUAAUGGGAUUUUCCAAAGGAUGCACUCCUACAUCAGGAAUAGGUUCGGAGAUCAAAGCCUCUACUGCAGAUUCACAUGUUUCACAGAAAUCAGGAACAAGCUCAGGAUUGUAUUCUCUUGGCUCUGUUCCUGAGUUAGAUGAAAUAUUUGAUAUGGAUCCUUAGCUUUACAGUAUUUUGGGUUUGUAGAGCUUGGUAAAUUAAGAAAAGCAUUCAACUGUAACUAUAACACAAUCUUAGUACUUUCUUGAACACUACAAUUUUAUUAGAAUAGUUUAAAUUGGCAUUUGUCUCGUAAAUGUAUUUGUUUUACCUGUCAUAUGUCUCAUCACUGUCAAGAAUGUUAUGAUGAUCAUAAGGUUUUUCAACCUGUACUGUUGCAGUUGUGUGCAUGACUGAAUGUCAGUAAAGGGGUUUGGUGUGAUUUAAUUUAAUAUUUUGUUAACCAUUACAAUUGUUCUAUUACAAAUAUAAAAUGGCUCUUUUAAUUGCUUUAGUAUUUGUGAUUUAAUUAAAUAGUUUUAGCAUGAUGUUUUAUGCCAUAUACAGUUUCAGUACAAGACAUGGGCUGCAUCUCAAUCGGCUCCCUUGUUCAGUGUCAGAGCACUGAUCAGGGGUACGUUUCCCGAAAGCAACUAUGGUCGCAAGUUGGUAACAGCGACCAUAGUUAGCUGACAAUGCUUUUGGAAAACGUACACCAGGGAGUCGGACACUUUAAGGGCUAUCUGAAUUGCAAAAUCCUUCCAGUGUACUGGACCAUUUGUUCACUUAAAAUUCCCACAAUGCAACGCAAAAACCAGUGAGCACUAAAUAGGUGUGUUUGAGAUCAUCCGGCGCUGCGCAGACCGAUCGGCGAGGUUUGCCGUUUGCAGUCGAGGGAGGAACUGAAGACGGAGCCGUCAAGCCAGACACCUGCUGCUUGCCGUAGUGACGUGUGCGCCAUGUUUC